Messenger RNA from Osmerus eperlanus (European smelt), 3453 nucleotides. RefSeq names its product FH2 domain containing 2 (gene fhdc2). The coding region runs from base 198 to 2939 and encodes 913 amino acids. The transcript has 12 exons. The record is from RefSeq and is a predicted model, not a curated record. Lineage: Eukaryota; Metazoa; Chordata; Actinopteri; Osmeriformes; Osmeridae.
UAUUUAGAAAGCUUUGCAGGAGUAUAUCGACAAACUUGCAAGUAGACUAAAUCAAUGUAGAAUUACUUAACGAUAAAGAGUGCAAUGCAUGGGAUAACAUUACCUUCAGAACAUUUUAAUGUCGUCGUUGGAGGUAUUACGGAUUCCCAAAUCCUUUCAAUGACACUCCUGCAACCUUGGAUGUGAAGCGAUAUCCCAUGGAUCCAUCCUUUGAGCUGUCCUCUCACUUGACGCCCAUGGCCUCGACACCACCUCCCCCAUCUGUGUCUCCAACCCCACCCCCACCCAGGUCACCCUCUCCUCCACCACCCACAUCCCCCCCGCCCCCACCUCCUCCCCUUCCCUCAAGCCCUCCGACCCGUCAUGGUGCCCUGCAGCUGCGGAACUUGAACUGGGACCUCAUCCCUAAAGAGAAGGUGGAGGGGCGGCUUAGUGUUUGGACCAGUCCGGACGAGUUUCCCAUCGACCUGAGCUCUCUGAACGAGCUGUUCGGGCAGACGAGGUCUCGCACCCAUAAGAGAGAGUCAGACGCAUGCCACGGUCUCCGAUCACUUGGUUCCCCACCACGAGCCAAACAGGCCAGUCUCUUUAUUGUAUCAAUUCUUGAUGGAAAGCGCAGCAUGAAUGUAGGUAUCUUCCUCCGGCAGUUCAAGAGUGCAGUCAAGGAGAUUGUGGAGGAUAUUAAGCAGGGUUCCAGUCAACGCUACGGAAGUGAGAAGCUCAGUGAACUGUGCAAACUGCUGCCUGAUUCAGAGGAGGAGAGGCGCCUGAGAAGCUACGGAGGGGAUCCAAGUCAGCUGGGGGAGGCAGACCUCUUCAUGCUGCUGUUAGUGGAGUUGCCGAGUUAUCGCUUGCAUCUGGAUGCCAUGAUUCUACAGCAGGAGUUUGACCCCACCUUAACUGCACUGUGUGAAUCAGCACGUUGCUUGGUAACUGCAGCCACAGAGCUUCUGAGGUGUCCAGAGUUGCAUUCCAUCAUCCGGCUGGUACUGAGGGCAGGGAACCACAUGAAUUCCGGCGGGUACGCAGGAAAUGCUGCUGGGUUCCGCAUCGCCUCGCUGCUGAAACUAGCUGACACCAAAGCCAACAAACCAGGAAUGAACCUGCUCCAUUUUGUAGCCAUGGAAGCUACGAGGAAAGACCCCGCCUUGCUCUCCUUUCCCCUGAAGCUGAGACAUGUUGGGCCUGCCUCCAGACUGUCUGUGGAUGGAGUGCAGGAAGAACUGUCUCAGCUGAAGAGUCGAGUAACAGCUCUACGGUCAAGGACUGAAACAGAACAUGAUCUCCUGCUGCAGACGAAACCUUUCUUCCUGAGGGCGAGUGGGAGGCUGGAGGAGGCCGAGGUGGAGGCUGAGGCCUUACUGAAGGCCCAGCAAUCCCUUGUUGACUUCUUCUGCGAGGAUGACGUCACAUUCAAGCUCGAGGAGGCCUGUAACAUCUUCCAUUCCUUCAAUGUUCGCUUUCAGAAAUCUGUCGAGGAGAAUGCUAAAAGGAAGAUACUGGAAGAGAAGAGGGCAUCGAGGAAUGGAGCAGAGAGAGAGAAGGACGGAACUGUGAGGUGGCGUUCCAUCGUCACCUGCUCCGUCCUGGGGGCUGGACUCGGGGGUAGUCACGGAGACGACCUGGAGAGCUCACUGGAGCGCAGUCUCGUCCAUAUUUGGAGCCGUGGCAACAUGAGGAGCCCGGAAGGCAGGCCACGUGCCGUCAGCCCUUUACAAAGCCUGCAGCAGACAAACAUGAAUGAAAAAUUGGAGGCCUCACCCCGUGCCUGCUCACCACAGACAAAACCUCAGUUGUCCCCCGAGCCCACAGACUCUGUCCUGGCAAGGGCUGCCCAGACGCCUCCUCCUGGAGACGAUGUACAGCCGUCCCUGGAGAGUCGACCCAAGUCGACCCAGCUAGUCUCAAACUCACAGACACAGCAAGAAACAGCUUCCUCCAAACCUUCAGAAGGACCAUCUCUGGAAUGGGAGGGUCUGUAUCCACUCUUGGGAGACACAGUCGUUUGUCAUACGCUUGUAAGUGGCCUACGUUCCUACAAAAACCUGGCGCCGACCCUGCCCACUCCAGGAGUGCGGAAAGGGACUAGGACGGGGGGUAUGGGCGAUGCUGACACCUCCAAUGACGACCCUUCUUCUGGCUCUUCUGUUACUGCUUGUGCUAGCCCAUCUUCCAUCCCCAGACUCCAAACCACAUCAGAGACAGCUUUGCCCUGCCGCCUUCCUGUGAAAGUCAAUGUGCGAUCCCCUGCACUUUCAACAAUCAGAAAGGGGACUGACUUUACUGAGCAGACAAAAAAAAGGAAUCCAAUUCACCACAUGUUCAAAAAAGUCAGACUAGAAAAGGAAAAGGUGAAAGUCAAAGAUAAUGAGAAAGUAAAAACGGAAAAGGGGAAAAAACAGGCGAAGGAGGAGGAGAAAGAAAGUGAAAAAGGAAUAGGCAGCGAGAGGGAAAGUGAAAGAGAAGCUGAAAGGGAGACCAAAACAAAAGAAGAGAAAGAAAGAAAGAGAGAGAAGACAAAGAGAGAGAGAAAGCACACAAAGGAGAAAACGAAUGAAGAAUCGAAAGAAAGGGACCAACUGAAUCCCUCGAAUGACAGGGAGAUGGACAAGGAGCUCAAACUGAAUCCCUCGAAUGGCAGGGAGAUGGACAAGGAGCUCCAAGUGAAUCCCUCUAAUGGCAGGGAAAUGGACAAGGAGCUCCAAGUGAAGCCCGAGACGAGAUCCACUCUGCGUGUCUCCAAACAGCUGAACCUCCACCCCGGCUCCUCGGUUCACUCUCUCCCCAACAUCGCUCUCCAGAACUCCACCACGGCCAGAGUCUUACGGUGUGUUGUCAUUGCCGCUGCAGCUGUGAGAAGAGACAGGAACAGCAGGUCUAUGAUUCCAAGGAUCUCAGGGUCAAAGAGGCCUGCGUCUCAGUGCCCCAGUCAUCUGUAGAAGACAAACACCACCUUGUAUAUGCAGACUUUUAUUAGGUGUUUCUCAGAGGAAUGACCAGAUACGUAGUACAUCUCACCUGUGAGAAAGACAAAAGACUCACAGACCUUGCUGUUAGGUCUUAGUAUCGAUGGAAAGUAUAGCACCCUUCAGAAAUACCUGAUUAAAAUAGCAAAAAAUGUUGAAAUUCAUUAAUGUAGCCUAAUUUAUUUAAAUUAUUCAUCAAAUUCAAUGGAUCAAUUCUUGUGGAAUUGUGAUAAAAUAACACUUGUGCACAGAGAAAAGAAAGAAAAUGUUUGUUAAUAUGGAGGUUAUAGUAUGUGAUGGAGAGAGGAUUGUAAGCUGUUUUGAGAAAAGAUUUUCAAAUAUGUUUGUACUUCUGUGUGAGGAAGAGAGUAUAAGGAUUGGAGCAGGUCGGUGUAGGUUUGAAUUGUUCACUUUAGUGCAUGGCCUUCUGUUUAAAUAUAUGUAGAUUUUGUCAUAACUGUCAUUUUGGACGAAAAAAAUAAAAUAA